This is a messenger RNA of Metarhizium acridum CQMa 102, 1695 nucleotides long. Lineage: Eukaryota; Fungi; Ascomycota; Sordariomycetes; Hypocreales; Clavicipitaceae. The record is from RefSeq and is a predicted model, not a curated record.
AUGUCGUUGGACCGAGUCCCAGACGAAAUCAUUCAGCACCUGCUUCAUUAUGUUUCGCCUGAGGAUACUUUGCAAUGCUUCCAGCUGCUAUGCCACCGCUCCUAUAGAUUAGCAAAUGAGGGCCUGCUCUGGAGAUAUCAUUGCUGGAGCACCUUUAGAUACUGGCACCCCGAUCACGGUUUUGGCCAAAAGCUGCGCGCCGCCGUGGCAAGUGUCGACUGGAAGCACUUGUUUCUGCUGAGGACGCGCAGGAAUCGGACUGUCUCCCAGCUUCUUGACACUAUCCUGAAGACCAAGGUUGGCCGUUUAAAGAGGAUCGAGAGAAUCUGCCGCCUGGGGUACGAUGCCAAGGAUUUUCUGCUGGUGCAAUGUCACGCACCCGAGUCCGCGCCGGACGUUCUAGCGAGAAGCAAUGCCAUACUCGACAGUAUUCACCGGAGCAUCGCUAUCGAAGAAUGGCACAGGCUUGGGCUGGACCGCGACUCCCCCCCUGCACAAGUUGCCGCCCAGAGACUCGAGAGAGCCCUCGGCGCCUUUGACAUGUUCGUGUUACACGACCAGCCCGGUGACCUCGAUGACAUUUCUCAAAUGUUGGACCAUUUGGUCAUCCAGUUUCGAGCUACCUGUGCUAAUCUUGCCGAGCUCACAACUCGAGAGACAGCUUUGGCGCUGAAUCGGUGGAUGCGUGCCAAUAAUCUCACCGGCCUACAGAACCCGGAAAGAAAUUAUCGAAAUCUUCGAAAUUGCCUGAUAGGCCAGGCUUUGCGACAUGAAGACCAUGAGUCCAUUCCACUAAUAUCCAGCGCCCUCUUUUGUUGUCUUGCCGGACGGCUGGGGCUCAAUGCUCAAUGCUGUGCCUUCCCCAGCCAUGUCCACGCCAUUGUUUUCGCUCAGCCCGGACAAACCUUGGACGGCGAUGUCGUUGAUAGCUGCCGCGAGCAACUCGAGAGGAUGUAUCUUGACCCAUAUGGGCUCGACAGCGAAGUCCCCGCGUCCGAUCUGCAGAACCUCCUAGCUCACUAUGGAUGGCAAACCAGCACAGAUGCCUUCUUAGCUCCUGUUCCUCCCAUAUCAAUGGUUCUGAGAACGGCUCAAAAUAUCAAGGCCACUUUUGCUAGAAUUCUGGAGUUGCAGGAAGACGCUCAUCCAGAAUUGAGUCAGCUUCUGCGUGGGAACAACGCAAUGAACGUGGACGCCUCCCUAUACUCAGCCAUGUGGGCAUCCCUGAUGCUGACGCCUCCUAACACUUUCGAAUGGGACGACAGAUUAGCAAGCUUUCUACGUCGAUUUGCCGGAUCAUGGCCUGAAGAUGCAUGGCUAGUGGAAAAAUAUCUUUCGCCCAUGUAUAACAGCUUUACGCCACUUCGUGAUGGCUUUGCUCGUCAUAUCAAUCGCGGCUUGGGGGAUUCGUGGGAUCACUGGCGUCUCGUGCGAGACAAAGACGACCUCAUUCCGCCUGUUUCCCGCAGAGACUCAGACGGCAACCAAUCAGUCCCGUUCAAGAUCGGUCAGGUUUUUCGACAUAGACGUUACGGCUGGAUAGGUGUCAUCACGGGCUGGUCUGACCAGAGCACGAGGCGUUUGCCCGUGGCAACAUCUCGAGACACAGACGAUGAGGGAGACGCUGGCGAUCCAGGCGGGCAGCCACGCUUCCCUAUUCGGCCGCCGAAUCAGUUCUAUUUCAUGUGCUUGUAA